GAAUUGCCCAAGAUUAUUGUCGUCUUCGCCAUCGUUAUCAGUACAACGCUUUAGCCCGCUCUCUGCCUCUCCAAGCGGCUUUUCUGCACGGCACGGUAUUGCACACUUGUCGCCACAUGUUGUGGCGAACAAAGCCUAUCUAGGAAUCGAAUCAAACGGUCUUUACUACUACUCUCAGAACUCGUAACGAUGGGAUCAAAGGAUUCAGCACAGCAGCAGCAGCAGCAACGGCAACAGCGGAAAAAACUGAAAAAGAAGAAACCAACAAAGAUAAUCGCAGGGAAGGGCUUUGAUGACGGAACGAAGCAAACUAACAACCAAUGGAGCAAGAAACCAGAAAAUAACGCUCGUAAGUCGCCAACUGGUGAUCCGAACAAAGCGCAAAAGGAAUGGAACAAACMAAGCUACGAAAGGACAAAGAAAAUCAAUCAAAACCAAUCAAGCGGAAGCCAUACCAAGCAAACAAACGCAAAGACGACUCAAACCAAAUCUUACCAAAACAAUUCAAGACAGCGCGGGGGAAACUGGGACUUUAUAGCAAGAGUUCAAUCCCGCGACACUGCGGAUACAAUACGCAAAUUUCUGRCUGUUUCGAAUGCAUAUCCAGAGCAGGUGAAAUACGCGCUGGGCACUGCUACUCUGGAAUUGGAUCAGCAGCGUGAAUUUGUGGUUCACAAACAGGAUCCCAGCGACAAGGUCAAUUACAACGCGCUGAGAAAAAUGCUGCAGAAAAACGCCUUGCCAGGAUGGUUGGAAUGGUUCCAGGGACGACGUGGUUGGGUCAUGGCCACAAACAAARCACCGUAUGUGAACUAYCAUCGAGAWAUUCACGAGGCUUACACUACGGCAAUGCGAUCGCUUCUGAAAAAGGCGGAUCCCGAUUUGAAACGAUGCCUGGUUGUUCUGUAUUACAAACCGGAUCCUCUGACSCAGGAAAACGGYGGUUGUCCGCGCAAUGGGGUGCGACAAAACACCCAUACACUCUGGAAGAAGGCAGCUGAAAAGGAAUCGCUCCAGGAUGCGGUGGGGAAGGUCCGUCCCUUCCUAGAAGUCCUGCGAUACUUUUGUACCGAUCCGAAGGACAAGUGGACGACCCUGCCCUGGUUAGUGCCGAGCAUCAACCGAUCGGAUUGCGCGAAGAGACUAGAUCGCAUCUCAGAYAUUGUGUUCCGCCUGAUGCGUACGUCGGAACGWGGUCCCGACGUACCGGUGCACUGGGCAGCCCACCCGCCGCUCAACCACUACCCCCGCUCGACGAUCACUUCCAAAACGAUGGACGAAUUAGUGAUUGGUUURACCAACAUCAUUAGUAAUUUGUUUCUCUGCUAUCCAAUCACGGUGGACAACCUCGAUGGUGUGAAAAAGGUACUUCGAAAAUUCUCGUCGACUUCCUUGCUGGCGKGUGGUUCGGGUGGCGACGGAUCAGCCAUGCGACGGUCGUCCAGYGGAAGGGCAAAGGCUGCCGACAACAUCGAUCCCCUCCUUGAAAACCUGAACGGGCUUUCUAUUUCCAAYGACUGAAUCCGUCUCAACGCUAAACGAUGAAUCGCGCAGUGCUUGUCUUUGAAKGCAAUCCAACGAACGGGGGCCAAUACUGACAAGUACCGUGCCGUACCGCACAAGRGAGGUUGUUUCCUCGUGUUUGUCGGACAAGAUCAAUGUUCGGUACACAAUUCAAGUGUGCUGCGCUGUGUUGCUGAUUAUAAACUUCAGUAAGCCAUCACACUUUAGAGAUAAAAUUGAUCAUUAGCC
Molecule: messenger RNA, 1752 nt
Organism: Pseudo-nitzschia multistriata
Lineage: Eukaryota; Bacillariophyta; Bacillariophyceae; Bacillariales; Bacillariaceae
Source: the annotation of a GenBank genome assembly